AUAAUAUUUUCAAAUAUUUGUAAAAUAAAAAUGUGUUGAAGAGCCUUAUUUAAAAAAUAUAUAUGUUUGCUAAUUUGUUGUCGCAGAUUUGUGUGUUCUAUUUUCCUUUUAGCUCGUAUUUAAAAAAAAAAGUUUAUAUACCUUUUAGGACAUUUUCCUGCGCGGGAAAUUUCUCUGCCCCAUCUGCAAGUCUGGAGGUGUUUCUCUGCAUUCAUUAAAGGACUGAAGAAGCGUGAACACGAGUUUAGAUUGACUUUCUUUGCAAAAAACUUUAAAGAAAACAAAAUGAGUCCAUCUCGCUCUAGGGCCCCCCAGCCUCCUUCCACCAGGAUGAGUUUGCGGAGCUUCCGUAACGUGCCCAUGGAGACAUCCUCUUCCUCCUCAGAUGACAGCUGUGAUAGUUUUGGCUCGGACGGUGGCUUUGCCAACACGAAAAGUAUCUUCAGAGAAGCUAAGAAGGUGGCGGAGAGAGCCAAGGUGUUUGAGGCUAGCUCGGAGGAAGAGUCUCUCACUGGGUUCGAGAAUGCUUUCAGCAGUAAAAUGAGUGCCAUGAGAGUGGACUCUGACUCGGAGGAGUCGUUGGUGCCUCGGCGGAAGGGCCGUCGGUCCCAGACCCUGAAGGUGGCCAUGAAGUUCCCCACCAGGAGGGCCACCCAGAAGACUACUGCAGCAGAGCCCUCUAAACAGCCCAAAAAAGAGUCUGACUCCAAGGAGGGAGGCAACUUCAUGGACAAGAGAGCGCUUAACAUUAAGGAGAACAAAGCAAUGCUUGCAAAGCUGAUGGCAGAACUCAACAAAAUACCUGGCUUCCCCAGAAGAUCAUCUCUGCCUAUGAUGAAUACGCCUCGCCGUGCCCCCCGCCAGUCUCUGGGAGCCUCAGGACCCCGUAGGAAGAACCCUGAACGCACCUCUCGGCCCCACACUCGCUCCCGCACCCUGGUGGACGGCCCCCCCAGCCCUCCUCCAGAGGAAGAGGAGGACAAGUUCAACCUGGUGCGCAGGAGCCGCUACUAUGAGGAGGUGGAUGAGGCGAAGGCGCCUCAUCGGCGUAACUACAGCUCGGGGCUAGCUAUUCCUCAUGUGGUGCGGCCUGUGGAGGACAUCUCCCAGAUGGAGCUGGAUCUGAUCGCCAACAACGUGCGGGAGAAGGUGUACAACAGCUCCACUGGAUCCACUUGCCACCAGUGCCGCCAGAAGACGAUCGACACCAAGACCAACUGCCGUAACCCGGAGUGUGUGGGGGUGAGGGGUCAGUUCUGUGGCCCAUGUCUCCGUAACCGCUACGGAGAGGAGGUCCGAGAUGCCCUGCUGGAUCCUGAGUGGGAGUGUCCGACAUGCAGAGGGAUCUGCAACUGCAGCUUCUGUAGAGCCAGAGAGGGUCGCUGUGCCACUGGAGUCCUGGUCUACCUGGCUAAAUACCACGGCUAUGACAACGCCCAUGCCUACUUAAAAAGCCUUAAAAAGGAAAUGGACGAGAGCCAGUAAACCACGGAGGGCGUCACCUGAUUCUGGACCUGACUGACAAGCGUUGUGUUAAAUAUCUCUAUAUUCCAUAAUGCAAAACGGUUAAUUCUUCUAUUGUUCCUGAUUCUGUAUUUCUUACAUUGUUUUAAAUGUAUAAAGUUUUACCAUCAAUUACGUGAUGUAAUUUGAUGAGUCUUCCUCACUGUUUAUACUGUUAUGAUGAAUAUCUUCAAUGUUUAUAGUUGUGUUUGCUUGUGAUCUCACUUUUAACCUGCAAGUUGUUAUAAACCCAAAUAUAUAUCAAAUGUGUAAUAGGGCUAGUUGGGCUCUACGGUAAUUGUACUCAAGAUUCAUAAAUUUGUCUGUAAGAAAAUGAGCUUUUAACUUCAAUAAGGCUUAUCUGCUGUUUUAGUCUCAGCUGUUGGAAAGUAAAAAAUGUUACGGUUACUCUUGACUAUUUGGCAGUCUGUCACUGUCCCACAAUGCCCCUGGGGUGGAGAGGACACAGUGAGCCAUUGACCCCCCCCCCCCCCCCCUGGGCUGAGAGGAACUGUGAUAUCUGACAGUGCCUGGUUAUAUCCUUCAUUAGAUAACUGUCACUAAUGGUGUGGAAACAAUUAGCAGUGUCUAAUGGGAAUCUCAUACCUGUAAAUCAAUUCUAUUAAAGCACUUUCUCGCUCUC
This is a messenger RNA of Oncorhynchus kisutch (coho salmon), 2146 nucleotides long. RefSeq names its product cell division cycle associated 7a (gene cdca7a). The transcript has 10 exons. The record is from RefSeq and is a predicted model, not a curated record. The coding region runs from base 286 to 1485 and encodes 399 amino acids. NCBI's taxonomy places the organism in Eukaryota, Metazoa, Chordata, Actinopteri, Salmoniformes, Salmonidae. Gene Ontology annotation, cellular component: nucleus. Gene Ontology annotation, biological process: regulation of DNA-templated transcription.